CGGCGGCUUCCUGAGGGCAGCGGGGCACCCGGAGGGCCCCCUUCACGGAGCGCACCGUCCGGCGACGUGAGCGAGCCGCGGAGCCGGCCGGCGCGGCCAUGGCGACGAGCACGCAGCAGAAGGAGAACACGCUGCUUCACCUCUUCGCGGGCGGAUGCGGGGGCACAGUUGGUGCUAUUUUCACUUGUCCACUAGAAGUCAUUAAGACCAGGCUACAGUCUUCGAGACUAGCUCUCCAAACAGUGUAUUAUCCUCAGGUUCAUCUGGGGACCAUUAGUGGAGCUGGAAUGGUGAGACCAACGUCUGUGACACCUGGACUCCUACAGGUUCUGAAGUCAAUCUUGGAAAAGGAGGGACCAAAGUCACUUUUUAGAGGCUUGGGUCCAAAUUUGGUUGGAGUUGCACCAUCAAGGGCUGUGUACUUUGCAUGUUACUCCAAAGCCAAAGAACAAUUUAAUGGCAUUUUUGCUCCUAAUAGCAACAUUGUGCACAUUUUCUCAGCUGGCUCUGCAGCUUUUAUCACAAAUACCUUAAUGAACCCUAUUUGGAUGGUUAAAACAAGGAUGCAGCUAGAACGGAAGGUGAGAGGCUGCCAGCAGAUGAACACACUGCAGUGUGCCCGGCAUGUGUACCAGACAGAAGGUGUCCGUGGCUUCUACAGAGGGCUGACUGCCUCGUAUGCUGGGAUCUCAGAAACCAUCAUCUGUUUUGCUAUUUAUGAAAGUUUGAAGAAGUGUCUGAAAGAAGCGCCAUUAGCCUCUUCCACAAAUGGAACUGAGAAAAAAUCCGCAAGUUUUUUUGGACUCAUGAUAGCUGCUGCUGUAUCUAAGGGAUGUGCUUCCUGCAUUGCCUAUCCACAUGAAGUCAUAAGGACACGGCUCCGGGAGGAAGGCACCAAGUACAAGUCCUUUAUCCAGACAGCACGCCUGGUACUCCGGGAGGAAGGCUACCUCGCCUUCUACCGAGGACUCCUUGCCCAGCUCAUCCGGCAGAUCCCUAACACUGCCAUUGUGCUGUCUACCUAUGAGCUCAUCGUGUACCUGCUGGGAGACCAUGCACAGUAGCUGCCACAUGGUUGUGCACUAGGAGAAUAAAACUGAAAACCUUAGAGAUUUUCUUUUCUGUUGAUGUUUAGAGUGUUCGAAACUGAAACAGGAAAGGCCAUAGAAUAUCUGGCUUAUGUCACCUGUUGGACAUUUCCUUUUGGAUUCAUGCUUUCUGGAAGGUUUAAUUCAUUAACGUUAAUAGUUAAUUAUAACUUUUUUUUUAACUUAAGAGGAUUGAGGAUUAAGCAGCAAGUAAAUUAAAUCAUGCUAUUUAAUUUAAGUA
Molecule: messenger RNA, 1329 nt
Organism: Jaculus jaculus (lesser Egyptian jerboa)
Lineage: Eukaryota; Metazoa; Chordata; Mammalia; Rodentia; Dipodidae
Gene: Slc25a33
Product: solute carrier family 25 member 33
Exons: 7
Coding region: 99-1064 (321 amino acids)
Biological process (GO): pyrimidine nucleotide import into mitochondrion
Cellular component (GO): mitochondrion
Molecular function (GO): pyrimidine nucleotide transmembrane transporter activity
Source: RefSeq, a predicted model, not a curated record